This is a messenger RNA of Loxodonta africana (African savanna elephant), 4376 nucleotides long. It is a transcript of the gene FLOT2, whose product is annotated as flotillin 2. The transcript has 11 exons. The record is from RefSeq and is a predicted model, not a curated record. NCBI's taxonomy places the organism in Eukaryota, Metazoa, Chordata, Mammalia, Proboscidea, Elephantidae. Gene Ontology annotation, biological process: protein localization to plasma membrane; regulation of myoblast differentiation. Gene Ontology annotation, cellular component: cytoplasmic vesicle; flotillin complex; plasma membrane. Bases 86 to 1372 code for a protein of 428 amino acids.
GGCGCGGCCGGCGGUGUGGGGUGCUGGCCGGGUGUUGCUGUCCAGUUCUCUGCGGUUCCCGAGGGCCCUCCGCCCCGCCGGCGCCAUGGGCAAUUGCCACACGGUAGGGCCCAACGAGGCGCUGGUGGUUUCAGGCGGCUGUUGUGGUUCCGACUAUAAACAGUACGUGUUUGGCGGCUGGGCCUGGGCCUGGUGGUGUAUAUCCGACACACAGAGACUGUCUCUGGAGGUUAUGACCAUCCUGUGUCGCUGUGAGAAUAUUGAGACGUCGGAGGGGGUCCCGCUAUUCGUAACAGGGGUUGCACAGGUAAAGAUCAUGACGGAAAAGGAACUCUUGGCCGUGGCCUGCGAGCAGUUCCUGGGGAAGAACGUACAGGACAUCAAGAACGUUGUCCUGCAGACCCUGGAGGGGCACCUGCGCUCUAUCCUUGGGACCCUGACUGUGGAGCAGAUUUAUCAGGACCGAGACCAGUUUGCCAAGCUGGUGCGGGAGGUGGCAGCCCCUGACGUUGGCCGUAUGGGCAUCGAGAUCCUCAGCUUCACCAUCAAGGAUGUAUAUGACAAAGUGGACUAUCUGAGCUCCCUGGGCAAGACGCAGACUGCCGUGGUGCAGAGAGAUGCUGACAUCGGCGUGGCUGAGGCCGAGCGGGACGCGGGCAUCCGGGAAGCUGAGUGCAAGAAGGAGAUGCUAGACGUGAAGUUCAUGGCAGACACCAAGAUCGCCGACUCCAAGCGAGCCUUUGAGCUGCAAAAGUCAGCCUUCAGUGAGGAGGUCAACAUCAAGACAGCCGAGGCCCAGCUGGCCUAUGAGCUGCAAGGGGCGCGGGAGCAGCAGAAGAUUCGGCAGGAGGAAAUCGAGAUCGAGGUUGUGCAGCGCAAGAAGCAGAUUGCGGUAGAGGCACAGGAGAUCCUGCGCACGGACAAGGAGCUCAUUGCCACCGUGCGCUGUCCAGCUGAGGCCGAGGCCCACCGCAUACAGCAGAUCGCCGAGGGCGAAAAGGUGAAGCAGGUCCUUUUGGCUCAGGCAGAGGCUGAGAAGAUCCGCAGAAUUGGGGAGGCAGAGGCUGCAGUCAUUGAGGCGAUGGGCAAGGCAGAGGCUGAACGGAUGAAACUCAAGGCUGAAGCCUACCGGAAAUACGGGGACGCGGCCAAGAUGGCCUUGGUGCUGGAGGCCCUGCCCCAGAUUGCUGCCAAAAUCGCCUCCCCACUGACCAAAGUUGAUGAGAUUGUGGUCCUCAGUGGGGACAACAGCAAGGUAACAUCAGAAGUGAACCGACUGCUGGCUGAGCUGCCUGCCUCUGUGCAUGCCCUCACAGGCGUGGACCUAACUAAGAUACCCCUGAUCAAGAAGGCCACUGGUGUGCAGGUGUGAGGCCCAGCAGGCCCAUACCCUUCAGCAGCUGCCUGCCCCUCCCUCCAGCACCUGGUUUAAUACCACAGGGACAACGGGAACGUUACUGACUCUGGUGCCUUAUUUUGUAGGGACCAGAAGUGCUGCGAGUUCAGGCCAUCUCUGGCUGUCUUCCCUUCUCUCAUGUCUCUGUCUCUCCCUCUUCUUCCUUUCCACGACCCCACAUACUCACUUUCACUGCCACAUUCAUCUGAUUGUCUUUCACCCUCCUGUACCUGUGCGUCACUUCUUCCGUCAUGUCUGUCUAUCUCUCUCCCUCUCCCCUCCUACCCCCUACACACAUGUAGUUUAAGCUGAAGAUGUUUAUUAUAUUCAUUGUCUGUGGGGGGCGGCCCUGCUGCUCCUCAGAAUCCUGGUGCCUUGAAGUUCUUCGUGCAUCUGUCCAUCCUCCCUAUGGCCCCGGCUAGAGCUCAGUGUGGGUGCAGGGGUUCUGGGUAGGACGGCCAUCCUCCCCGCUCCUGGCCUGGUCUUCCCAGCCCUAAGCCUUGCCCCAAGGAAACUUUGGCCUUACCUGCUGCUGCCUCUCCCUCUAGGCCUGGGUAGCCCAUGGCUUCAGGACCCAGGGCCACUGCCCUUCGCUUCCCCCUUUCCCAGCCCCAGGCCUGAUCUCAUACUCCAGCCCUGUCUUCUCCAUGCCAGGGGCACAGAGGUAAGGCCUCCUGUCUAUAGCAGCCCCCUCAGUUUACUGCUGCUUUAGGAGGCCCCUUCUUGUGCUCAGGGAAGUCAAGUCCCCUUCAUGGGCAUGUCCCUGCUCAGUGGGGUGAGCUUGGUCCCACCUCUGCCAAGCCUUUCUGGGAUCACGGGCCAGGCCAGUGGGGACAGGAAAGUAUGUAGACCCUCUUCCUGCUAGGGCUGUGCUGCCCUGGCUGCUGGGCCCUGCCAGCAGACAAGGCUAUGUACAGAACCAAGUGGUGUAGGCUGGCCAGGCCCCAUACCCCCAUGCCAUCUUUCUUUCUGGCCAAGUGAUAGAGUUCCAGCAAUGGGGAAGCUGCCCAGUCCUCUGUCUCCUUGCUCCAGUAGAGGCACAAGAGCCCAGGGCCCAAGCUUCCUGGCAGGGGUGCUGUGGGUGUCCUUCAGUCCUAGUCCUCCACCCCUGGCUCUGCCCCAGCCUGUGUAGCUGUUCCUGCAUGUGGAUGCUGCAUGUCUGGUCUGGGGCUUGGAUGCUGCACUGCCCCACCGCCUGUCCCUUCUGGUAUAAUAAAGAUCUGUUAUGCCCACCCCUGCUUUAUGUCUUCUGUGAGGGGAGAGACUGGGAACCAAGAACCAACCAGGUCUCCCAUACAUAUACCCAUCAGCUUUAAGCCAGGGUUUUGUCCUUCCCCAUUCUAGCCACUGGGGGGUGUUGGCAUAUUAGCCAUGCCUCACAGCAGCCCCAUUUGCUCUGAGCCUGUUGCAACUCACAGUGAUCCUAUAGGACAGGGUAGAACUGCCCCAUAGUGUUUCCAAGCCUGUCACGUAGACUGCCACAUCUUUCGUGGAACAUGUGGUGCGUUCGAGCUGCUGACCUUUCGAUUAGUACCCAAUCACUUACACCACUGUGUCACCAGGGCUUCUUCCACAGCAACCCAGUGCACUGUUGCUAUUGACCAAGGUGCUGAGGCCAGACCUGAGCUGUGGAAGACCAGGCUUCACUGCAGGCAGAAGGUAGAGGGGCAGCUGGCUGGGUUCACUGUACCUCUGCCAGUCCUGGGUACCACUCAACAAUGGAGCCAACCUCUUGGGACUAAAAGCAUGAACUCUGGAAUCAGACUGCUGUGUCAUCUUGGAGAAAUCACUUCAUCUUACUGGGACUCCAAUGUUCUUAUUCAUUUUAUAAAUUUACCUAGUGCUUGCUAUGUGCCAGGCAUUGUCUUAGAUGCUGGAAUAGGAAAUUCAAGGGGUCAGGGGAAUGCUAAAAUUUUAGGGUGUCCAAGGAAGACAUCAUUGAGAUGGUGGCAGUGAAGAAAGUAAAGGAGUGAGCCAUGCAGGUGUCUGAGGAAAAAGCAUUCCACCCAAAGGCCCUGAGCUGGGGUAUAUCUGACAGGAUCAAAGAACGGUGAGGAGGUCAGUGUGUUUAGAAGCUAGCGAGUGAGUGAGUGAGAAGAGUAAUAGAGGAGAUCAGGUUGGGAACCCGUUUCCAGAUCACCUAGAACCUUGUGUGCUGUUGAGUUGAUUUCAACUCAUAGCAACCCCAUGUGACAGAGUAGAACUGCCCCAUAGUAUUUUCUUGGCUGUGUAAUCUUUACAGAAGUACUUCACCAGGUCUUUCUCCCAAGGAACCGCUGGGUGGGUUCAAACUGCCACCCUUUUGGUUUGCAGGCGAGUGCUUAACUAUUGCACCACCAGGGCUCCUUAUAGAUCGUAUUUCAGGAGUAGGGUGCUGUUCUAACAGAUAUCUAAAUUGUGGAAGCGGUUUUGGAAUUAGGUAAUGGGUGAAGGCUGGAAGAGUUUUAAGGUGUCUAAUAGUAAAAGCCUGGAUUGCCUUAAAGAGACUGUUGGUGGAAUUAUGGACAUCAAAGGGCUCAGAAGGAAGUGAGGAGAGCUGUAACACCAGAGACAAUGCAGACGGCGAGAAGCAGCAGCAGAGAAACAGUGGCAGCAGAAGCAGGAGACAGGCACUAGGCAAUGCAGGAGCUGACCCAAGGAGCAAGACAGCUGACCGCCUUCAGGCCAAGGCUUGCUGGUGGGGUAUGGUGCCCCUGGACACUUACCUGUAGAGCUAAAAUAGGUUUGUAACACUUGCCCAAGCAAGCCAGAGGCCAGGCCAGACCAAGAGGCCGAGGGGGCUGGGGGCUGAGGACCAAGGAGAGGCCUGCCUAUGGGCACAGCCAAGAAGCUAUCUUGACUGAAGAACUGUGUAGGAAACAAGCCAAAGGAGCUACAUCUGCUGUCCUUCAAGAAAAGAAAGAACCAUCCCUAGAGCAGCUCUGUGAUCAGCAGAAUGUUGGAAAAAACACAGGAAGCAGAGCUGCCUUGGUCUCAAAGG